GUCACAUUAUCAAUGAAUAAAAAUAUGAUUAUAAAUUGCAGAAUGCAAUGAUGCAUCACUUGACCACCCUAGAGUAAAGAUGCUCUAAAAAAAAUCAAUUAGGGAGCAAUGGCAAUAUCUUCAAUAAUAAAUAAAUAAAGGGAGUAAUGGCAUUAAUGCUUCCUACCGAACUCUAGGCUUCUCCCCAUAAAUACCCUACUCAUUCAGCUCCACCACACCCAAACCUCCACAAAUAUUCCCACUUCCUCUGAACCUCUGAUCACCCAUUAAGACAAGAGAAAGAAGAAACCCAAAAUCUUGAAAGCUCAAAUAAAAGCUGAAAUGGCGAAGGACAUGGGGGUUGGCACAGAAUACGCAGCACCAAAGGACUACCAUGACCCUCCCCCAGCUCCCCUGAUUGACCCAGAAGAGCUAGGGAAGUGGUCCUUCUACAGGGCCGUCAUAGCCGAGUUCAUCGCCACUCUCCUCUUCCUGUACGUCACAGUCCUGACCGUGAUCGGGUACAAAAGCCAGACCGACCCCGCCGUCCACGGCGCCGACGACCCCUGCGGCGGCGUGGGCAUUCUCGGCAUCGCCUGGGCCUUCGGCGGCAUGAUCUUCGUUCUCGUCUACUGCACCGCCGGUAUUUCCGGCGGCCACAUAAACCCGGCGGUGACGCUCGGCCUGUUCUUGGCGAGGAAGGUGUCGCUGGUGCGCGCCGUCAUGUACAUGGCGGCUCAGUGUCUGGGGGCGAUCUGCGGGUGCGGGCUUGUGAAGGCGUUCCAGAAGGCGUACUAUGUGAGGUAUGGCGGCGGCGCCAAUGGGCUGCAAGAUGGGUACAGCAAGGGCACCGGUUUGGGCGCUGAGAUUAUUGGCACUUUUGUUCUUGUUUACACUGUUUUCUCUGCCACUGACCCCAAGAGAAACGCCAGAGACUCCCAUGUCCCUGUUUUGGCACCACUUCCGAUUGGGUUUGCGGUGUUCAUGGUUCAUUUGGCCACGAUUCCGAUCACGGGGACGGGGAUUAACCCGGCGAGGAGUCUUGGGGCGGCGGUGAUGUACGGGAAGCAGAAGGCGUGGGAUGACCAGUGGAUUUUCUGGGUAGGGCCAUUCAUCGGAGCUGCCAUUGCUGCAUUCUACUACCAGUAUAUAUUAAGGGCAGGGGCAGCCAAAGCUCUGGGCUCCUUUAGGAGCAAUGCCUGAUUAUAUUGAUCCCAGUGGUUGCCUGAGGACCCAAAUCCUCCAUGGGAGGAAUUGUGAAUACACAAAUAGCAGGAUUGGUGAAGAGGUGGUGGUGUUUUUAGUGGUGCCAAGUCAAGGAUAAUGUGAUUUCCACUUCUUUUUUCUUCCACGUUUUGCCCUUGGCUUUUAAGCCCCUUCUUGUCUGUCUGGCUGUGUGGUGUUUGGGUCCAUCCGGGCACAAGAAACAAUAAUAAAAUUGUCAGAGUAAUCUAUCUUUUUUGUUUAGAUUUUCCUUCUCUAAAAGCUCUCUAGUGACUCUAUUUUGAUAUGAGAAAAAGUACCCGGUGGGCAUGGGGGAAGAUCCAAGUUCGAUUCCUGGGAACUGCGCCGAGAAUCAACUAUGCUAACCAUAUGGUCUCUACAAGUAUCAGGGAUUGUGGCUAUCUCCGGCGACGGGAAGCACUCUUGACAGCACUACUACUUCACUCUCUACACUCUCAGCUAUCUCUUGGAAGAAGAUUGGUGAAGAAUGGUAGAGUUUGGAUGGGUUUAUAUAGUAGAGAGGAGAGGAAGAAGACAUAGGUUGAUGACCUCCCUUUCCCUGUUUUGGCGUCUCAGUGGAGCGGACGGCCUAUCUCUACGAUUCCAAACGCAAGUCCGUGAUUGGGACUAAUUUGGUCCAGUCGGGGAAAACUUUUUACGACAUCAUAUUUUUGGGUGGUUGACUUUGACAGAAUCAAAAUUGGUUAAAUUG
This is a messenger RNA of Cuscuta campestris, 1915 nucleotides long. The record is from the annotation of a GenBank genome assembly. NCBI's taxonomy places the organism in Eukaryota, Viridiplantae, Streptophyta, Magnoliopsida, Solanales, Convolvulaceae.